UGGCUGAUUGCAUCGCCACAGGAUAUCUGGAAAGCAAUCAUGUCGGAAAAACAGCAGCAAGCGGUGCAAGAAGAGGAGCAGCAAGGAGCACAAGAAAACAACCAACAACUCCAACAUGUCAGCCCCACACAACAACAAUCGAUGGAAAUGGCUCCUCGUGGAGACGACUACAGACCUGCCCCGAUCAGAGAAUCGCGGAUCAAGGACCGCCCUCAGAGGGACACGAACGAUUCAAUAAAGAUAAAGAUCGAGCUGGAUCUCGAAGUCGAGGUUGAUUUGUAUGCAAGGGUUAAGGGUGAUGUUACUAUUGGGUUGAUGUGA
Molecule: messenger RNA, 321 nt
Organism: Lachnellula hyalina
Lineage: Eukaryota; Fungi; Ascomycota; Leotiomycetes; Helotiales; Lachnaceae
Exons: 2
Source: RefSeq, a predicted model, not a curated record